AGACAUUAAUAGGGAUUUGGUGUGAAAUGUCAAACGAACCAUUGUAUGAUGAUCUGCGCCACAUUUUUUCCACUAUAGAAAGUGAAUCAUUUUGUGUUGACUUCGAUCGAAUUGAAAGUGAAAAAUAGCGACCGGUAAAGAUGUCCGAAGUUGAAAAGAAGGUUAAUGAAUCGGUGCCAGAGCAAAAUGGUGCAGAUGAUGUAGACGCAAAUGCAGAAGUGGCUGAUGAAAAAACUGCAAAUGCCAAAAAGAACAAAAAGAAGCCCAAUAACAAGAAGAAAAAAGCGGCCGAAUCAAAGGAGGUCGAGGCGGAAAAUAAUGAUGAAAAAGAGAAUAAAGUGAUUGGUGAAAAAGACGAGGAUGAUGGCGAGGAGGCUGACGGUGAUGAUGCUGCCAAAAAGAAAAAGAAGAAGAAGAAUAAGAACAAGAACAAGGGCAAAGAUGGUAAAAAGGUGCAAACCACACCGCCAAGCAUCCCAAUCGCCGAACUAUUCCCCGAUGGCAAUUUCCCAGAAGGAGAAAUCCUAAAGCAUCCAACAUUCACUGACGAUCGCAAAGCUGCCGAUCGAUUCACAAGUGAAGAAAAACGUGCUUUGGAUCGCUUGCACACCGACAUCUACAAGGAACUCCGUUUGGCGGCCGAAGCGCAUCGCCAAACGCGUCAGUACAUCCAGAAUUGGGUGAAACCCGGCAUGUCCAUGAUCCAAAUUUGCGAAGAAUUAGAAAAUACGGCACGUAAACUCAUCGCUGAAAAUGGUUUGGAAGCGGGUCUGGCAUUCCCGACCGGUUGCUCAUUAAAUCAUUGUGCCGCGCAUUACACACCGAAUGCCGGCGAUACUACCGUUUUGCAAUACGAUGACAUUUGUAAAAUCGAUUUUGGUACGCACAUCAAAGGUCGUAUCAUCGAUUGUGCCUUCACAUUGGCAUUCAAUCCAAAAUUCGAUAAACUCAAAGAAGCCGUACGCGAUGCCACCAACACCGGUAUCCGUGAGGCUGGUAUUGAUGUUAGGCUGUGCGACAUUGGUGCUGCCAUUCAAGAAGUCAUGGAAUCGUAUGAAGUGGAAAUCGAUGGUAAAACGUAUCAAGUGAAAAGCAUCCGUAAUUUGAACGGCCAUUCAAUCAGCCCAUACCGUAUUCAUGCUGGCAAAACGGUUCCGAUUGUCAAGGGUGGCGAAACAACACGAAUGGAGGAGAAUGAAUUCUAUGCCAUCGAAACAUUCGGUUCAACGGGUCGAGGAUUGAUUCAUGAAGACAUGGACUGUUCACAUUACAUGAAGACAUUUGACACUCCAUAUGUUCCAUUGCGUUUACAGUCAUCGAAAUCAUUGUUGAACACAAUCAAUAAGAACUUCAGCACGUUGGCAUUCUGUAAGCGUUGGUUGGACCGUGCCGGUGCUACCAAGUAUCAAAUGGCACUCAAAGACUUGUGCGACAAAGGUGUUGUCGAAGCAUACCCACCGUUGUGCGAUAUCAAAGGCAGCUACACUGCCCAAUACGAACACACAAUCAUGUUGCGGCCAACCUGUAAGGAAGUCGUCUCACGUGGCACAGAUUAUUAAAUCGGUCAUUUUACUCCAAAGUCAUACCUUUUGCUCUUGGUUUAUAUUCAUUCAAUUUUGUUUUUCCUAACAAAUUUGUAAUUUGAACCCAUUACAAAUCAUUAAAGAACCUAACCGAAGUUUUUAUUCCAAA
Messenger RNA from Sitodiplosis mosellana (orange wheat blossom midge), 1692 nucleotides. RefSeq names its product methionine aminopeptidase 2 (gene und). Bases 141 to 1559 code for a protein of 472 amino acids. Gene Ontology annotation, molecular function: metalloaminopeptidase activity. The record is from RefSeq and is a predicted model, not a curated record. The transcript is spliced from 4 exons. Lineage: Eukaryota; Metazoa; Arthropoda; Insecta; Diptera; Cecidomyiidae. Gene Ontology annotation, biological process: proteolysis.